Fonsecaea erecta is the source of this 2151-nucleotide messenger RNA. RefSeq names its product L-serine ammonia-lyase. Gene Ontology annotation, biological process: gluconeogenesis. Bases 1 to 2151 code for a protein of 716 amino acids. The transcript has a single exon. Gene Ontology annotation, molecular function: L-serine ammonia-lyase activity; 4 iron, 4 sulfur cluster binding. The record is from RefSeq and is a predicted model, not a curated record. NCBI's taxonomy places the organism in Eukaryota, Fungi, Ascomycota, Eurotiomycetes, Chaetothyriales, Herpotrichiellaceae.
AUGAAGCGCACGGGCUGGCAGAGGUUUGUCGUGCUUCGGGGUGUUGGGACUUUAGCUUGGGGCUUGCGCGGACAGCUGGCUGUCAGCCCAAGAUAUGGCCGGGCUGCAAUAGCUGGAGGCUGUCAUCGUCCAUGCACCAGACCUCCAGCUGCCUUCCGGAUACAUGCUCUCCGCCGAUUCAGCACGCUUCCGCGGAGACGAUACAACAACACCAACAACGACGACGAUGAAGAUGCCGGCACGUACAGUGAAGCGGACUACGAACACGCGGUUAUCUCAACAUUUGACCUCUUCUCCAUCGGCAUCGGCCCCUCGUCAUCUCACACCGUCGGACCCAUGCGCGCCGGCAACAUCUUCGUGGCCGAUCUUGUGGAAGCUAACCUGCUGCAGCGGGUCGAAAAGAUCCGCGUGGCCAUCUACGGCAGCCUGGCCCUGACGGGCGAGGGACACAUGACGCCGUCGGCCCUGCUGCUCGGCCUGGAGAGUGCCGACGUGGAGACGGUGGACACGGCGUACGUGCCGAAGCGGUUCGCCGAGAUCAAGUCGACCAAGAAGCUCUUCCUGGGCCAGGGGCUUCCCGGCGGCCCCAGGGGUAAAGAGAUCACCUUCGACUACGAACGCGACUUCAUCUGGGAAUGGGGCAAGAAGCUGCCCUUGCACAGCAACGGCAUGCGUCUGAUGGUGUUCGACGCCCAGGGCGACAUGUUGGCCACGAAUGACUUCUUCAGUGUCGGCGGCGGCUUUGUCGUCAAUGGUGCCCUGUCGAACAAUGCAGAGAACCAAGACCCGGCCAACAGCUCCCCCACACAGUCCCACGAUCUGGUGUCGCCAGAUGCGGGACAUCAUCCGGCAGAUCUGAGCGAGAACAUGUACUACAAGGAGAUCCGCCGCGCAGACGCCGCGGGAGAUCGGAAAACUGGGCUCGAGGUCAAACUCCUGGACGGUGACGGUAUGUCGGAGACGGGAGUCGAGGACACUGGAAGUGCCCUUUCGACAGUGUCCCCGACGGGCCCUGCAGACAUCGAGCCCGGAGGCGACCACAACACGGCUACGACCUCACGCCAGCCUCGCUACCCGUUCCGCGAUGCAGCCAGCUUAUUGCAUCUCUGCCACAAGCACAACCUGACGAUUGCACAAUUGGUGUUCGAGAACGAGAAAAGCCAUGGGUCUUCCGAGGAAGAAAUCUACCGGAAGCUCUUUCGCAUCUGGCGAGUCAUGGACGACAGCAUCCUCGAGGGUGUUCAGGCUCCGCUCGACUCGACUUUGCCCGGCUCCCUGAAGCUGCAUCGACGAGCUCCCGCACUGUACCGGCGGCUUACGAGAGGUCUCUACCCUGCACACACCCAGGGAACCCAAGACGUCGAACAUGUGGGAUCCAUCUCUCCUGCAAAGACGGGCGAUGCCUCCCUCCCUCACCCGGCAGCCACGGCGGUGGCUCGGGCACCGAAUCGCAUGGGCCUGCGACGGGUUCCCCGCGUCCACGGCGCUCUCGAUCAUCCCAUCCCACCGCCUCCCGUACGUCGCACGACGUUCCCUGCCAUGGACUACUUGACCGCAUACGCGAUUGCCGUUAACGAGACCAACGCGGCCGGGGGACGAAUUGUCACGGCUCCGACGAACGGCGCCGCGGGUAUCAUCCCCGCCGUGCUCAAGUACACGAUCGAGUUCAUCAGCGACGAUCCCGAACGGGACGUGCCGACCUUCCUCCUCACCGCCGCGGCCAUCGGCAUGCUGUACAAGCGCGGCGCGACCAUCUCGGCGGCCGAGGGCGGCUGCAUGGCAGAAGUCGGCGUCGCGUGUUCGAUGGCUGCGGGUGCGUUUGCGGCGUGCAUGGGGGCGAGCCCCGAAGCUGUGGAACAGGCUGCCGAGAUCGGCAUCGAGCACAACCUGGGCCUGACGUGCGACCCCAUUGGUGGUCUUGUGCAGGCGCCGUGUAUCGAGCGAAAUGCCCUGGGUGCCAUCAAGGCGAUCUCGAGUGCCAACCUCGCUCUCAGCAGCGAAACCGGCACGCAGAAGGUCCGGCUGGACGAUGCCAUCCGGGCCAUGCGCCUGACCGCCCGAGGGAUGAGGAACGAGUUCAAGGAGACCAGUCUGAGCGGAUUGGCCACCAGCGUGCCGUUUCAUAUCCCUGUCAGCGUCCCUGAUUGUUGA